Messenger RNA from Leopardus geoffroyi (Geoffroy's cat), 577 nucleotides. It is a transcript of the gene NDUFAF8, whose product is annotated as NADH:ubiquinone oxidoreductase complex assembly factor 8. The transcript has 4 exons. The record is from RefSeq and is a predicted model, not a curated record. Gene Ontology annotation, biological process: mitochondrial respiratory chain complex I assembly. NCBI's taxonomy places the organism in Eukaryota, Metazoa, Chordata, Mammalia, Carnivora, Felidae. Bases 29 to 412 code for a protein of 127 amino acids. Gene Ontology annotation, cellular component: mitochondrion.
CGCCCAUGGGUGCCAGGAGGAGCCGCUCAUGUCGGGGAACGGAGCGGUGUGGGGACGCGUGCGAGGCCGCCUCCGCGCCUUCCCCGAGCGCCUUGCGGCCUGUAGGGCCGAGGCCGCGGCUUAUGGCAGGUGUGUGCAGGCGUCCACGGCCCCGGGCGGCCGCCUGACGAAGGACCUCUGUGUGCAGGAGUUCGAGGCCCUGCGGAGCUGCUUCGCCGCCGCGCACUUGUGCGGAGCUGCAGGAGGCCGAAGGGGCGUUGGGCUCCAGACCAGCUUCGUCCCAGGGAGCCCUGUCCCUGGGCCAGUGUUUCAGCAGCUCUGCCUCAGCGUUUUCUGCCAAGACGACCCCAAGGGGAGCCCUUUAGGAUGGACAAGCCCGCACUACAUUUGUGUUUGCUGCCCACAGCCUUGAGGGACAGACGCCUGAGACAUCUAAAGCUUUUAGAGCUAAAAGGACUGCACGCUCAUCAGGGCAAGACGUGGGCAGACGGGGGAUCUGGUUUUCUUGCCUCGUGUACGUAAGGUUUCUGGUUAGAGUAAGAAGCAACAAAGCAACAAUACAGACUGUGGCAGACCA